AAAAAAAAAAAUAAAAAAAAAUAAAUAAAUAAAAAAAAUAUACGUUAUACAAAAGAACUAUAAGACGAAAAUCCGUGGAAGAGUAAAAAGGCUGGCCGAAUAAUUGAACAUAUAUAUGCAUAAGUAAAAGUAAAAGUAAAUUUUUUUGUUCACAGCGAAUCGCUGUUGUUGUGUAUUGUUUAUUUUAAUGGAUUUUGCCGCUUAACUAAUGGCUACGGCUGCAGCGAGUUGCCCCGCAGUGGAGGCGGACACAGAUGCCAGCAACCUAAUCUCGGCUACCGUGGUGGCGGGCCUUAAAAACCUGGGCACGAUUCUGACGCCCCCCAUCACAAAGAUUCUCAUUGCGAACUCCCUCAAGUUGACCCUUCAUCCGGACGCAACCAUUGCACCGGUGCCUGAAAUCUACGCCAACAAUGCUGCCAGCGCCAAGCAAAGCGAAUAUGCCGUCGUUACCCUCUACGCCUUGGCCACCAAGCAUGCCUGGGAUGGACUGACACUCCGCCAGCAAUUGGAGGGACUCGCGGUUCACAGCAGUGCCGUGGAUGAGUUGACACGCGUCUACGAGGACAAUCGGAAGGAUCUGGUGCUGCGUCAACUGCAAGUGGGACACAAUUUUCCCCACAUCACGGAUGUCCAGUGGCGGAUUGUGUGCGAUGUAAAGUCCUCCACGUCCGCCAGCAGUACAGGAGUUGCGCAGUUUUGCAUAAAUCUUGGCCGGUUUCAGCAAAGCAGCGGCGAACGGAUCACAAUUGUGGAGUUCGUGUGCAACGCCGAGGAGCUACAUUCCCUGAUCAAUCGGCUUAAGGAGAUCGAGAGGCAUUGCAAUCAAAUGGCCAUUAGAUAGUAGGAACAAAACAAUCUUAUAAUGUAUAUUCUCGCAGUAAAUAACAAUUCGUUUGUCUAUGUAAGCCAUAUACAAAGUCGAAGCUAAUAAUCUAA
Molecule: messenger RNA, 939 nt
Organism: Drosophila miranda
Lineage: Eukaryota; Metazoa; Arthropoda; Insecta; Diptera; Drosophilidae
Product: COMM domain-containing protein 3
Exons: 2
Coding region: 209-844 (211 amino acids)
Biological process (GO): sodium ion transport
Source: RefSeq, a predicted model, not a curated record